Messenger RNA from Emiliania huxleyi CCMP1516, 1887 nucleotides. RefSeq lists its product as hypothetical. NCBI's taxonomy places the organism in Eukaryota, Haptophyta, Isochrysidales, Noelaerhabdaceae. The record is from RefSeq and is a predicted model, not a curated record. Bases 1 to 1887 code for a protein of 628 amino acids. The transcript is spliced from 8 exons.
AUGAUGCUCAGCUCGAUCCUCCUGCUCUUCAUAAUGCCGCUGCUGAUGCACAUGUUGCUCAGCUCGAUCCUGUGCGCUUCCACCACUGGCCUCCAGCCGUCGCGCAUCCGGAGCCCACCCAUGUCGAUGGUCCUCAACGAACGUGCACCGUCGGUCGCCCGCAAAGCCCGACAGGAAUUUGCAGCAGCGGUGUCCGAAGUCCAAGCUCUCACAAAGCCGAGCACGCCACUCGAGACGCAGCAGCGACAGUUGAUAGAUCUGCUGAUCGCUCAAGUGUCGGCCAAUGACAAAGGAUUUGCCGACGAGGUGGCCGACUUGGACAAACGCGGCCGCAUGGCCCUCGAGCACCUGGACCGCCGCGAUGCGCUUGCAGUGAGCCUGGCCACCGCAAAGGAGGCGGUCGCGGCGGCAGAGGCGGAGGCGGGCCCUCUGCGCGAGGAGUGUGCCGCCCUGGAGCGAGCCAAGGAGAGCUCCGAGCGGACGCUCGUCUCACUCCCCGGAGAGAUUGCCUCGCUGCGCGACUCGGCGGAGACGCUCGAGGCGGAGCUGGCCGAGCUGCGGCCAGCGAUCGCGAUCUUCACGGACGAGCAGGCGGACCUGCUGGCGAGAAAGGAGGGCCUCACCGCUGAGCUCACCGAUGCAACCUCCGAGCACCGCUCUCGGUGCGCCGCGCUCGAGGAGGCGCGCAGUCGCGUGGCGGAGCUGUCGGCAGAGCUGCAGUCUACGAGCGCCGCCCUCGCGGCGAGCGACGCGGAGCUGGCCAAGCUGGCGCGGGAGAAGGAGGCGCCGUUGUCGCUGCAGGAGACGGCCGCCGCGCUCGAGCCGCUGCCGGAGCGGCUCGAGCUUGCGCGCUCCGAGGCGGCUGAGGCGGCGGAGAGCCUGGCUGCGCUGCAGGAGCGGCGCGAGGCGAUGUCGUCCGAGCUAGAGGAGGAGAGCGCCGCGCUGACAUCGCGGCUGGCCGCCUACGAGGCCCGCGCCUGCAGCGCACUCGCCGAGGAGUCCGCUGCCGCGACGCAAGAGGCUGCCGACAGCGAGGAGCUGGCCAAGGCGCUGCGAAAAGAGAUUGAGACCCUCAAAACGGAGGCCCCGGCGCUCGAGGCCAGGCGCGCGCACGCCACUUCCGCGCUCGAAGAGGCCCUCGCCGCGGCGGCCUCUCUCUUCCCGGAGGACUCGCCCGAGCCCGACGCGUCUGCCGCCGCCGGGCAAGGCGAGGACGCGGGCGGGGGCGCGAGCGCGCGCAUGGCGGCGGUGUUGGACGAGCGGAUCGAAGAUACCGGGCGGCAGCUCGCCGCGUCGGUCGCCGACAUGGACGACCGCAUCGAGGCGCUGGGCGACUUUUCGGAGACGGUCCGCACGGCGAUGGAGGCGGCGGCGGCGCGGCGCGAGAGCGCGCAGCGCUCGCUGGAGCAGCUGGCCGUGGAGCAGCGGCGCGCGUCGGAGGAGAUGAAGCUGCAGCUCGAGUCUGCCCUCGCCGCCAUGGAGGAGAUGCAGAGUCAGUGGGACGGCGCCGUCGACUCGAAUGCCGUGGAGGCUGCGGAGGUGCGGGGCGAGGCCACGGCCGCGCUCGACCGCAAGCGCACCGCCAUCGAGUCCGAGGCGCAGGCGCUGAGCUCGCUGUCGGCCACGCGGCGUGGCUUGGCCGAGGAGGAGGCCGCGCUGCGCAAGCGGUACGUGGCGCUACGGCAGAGGCGUCUGGCCAAGCUCAAGCAAGGCGGCGCCGGCCGCCCUUUCCCCGCCGCGCCGGUUGACCUUGAGGAGGUUGCAGAGGUGGCGGGCGCCAACGCCGAGAAGGCGGCGGCAGCGCUGCUGCGCUUCUUCUCCAGCGACAAGGCGGGCGACGGGAAGGAGCCGCCAGUCAUGGGCAGUGGCGCAGAGUCGUCGGAGUGA